GUAUGCCACCACGCCGACUGCCAGCGGCUGCACCACCAGGGGCCCCUCAACCUCUGUGAGGCCUGUGACAGCAAGUUCCACAGUGCCAUGCAUUACGACGGGCACGUCCGCUUUGACUUGCCACCCCAAGGCUCUGUCCUGGCCCGGAAUGUGUCUACCCGGUCAUGCCCCCCAUGCACCAGCCUUGCAGUGGACUUGGAGGAGGAGGAGGAAGGUUCCAUGGAUGGCAAAGGGGACCGGAAGAGCACAGGCCUAAGACUCUCCAAGAAAAAAGCAAGGAGAAGACACACAGAUGACCCUAGCAAGGAGUGCUUCACCCUCAAAUUCGACCUGAAUGUGGACAUUGAGACAGAGAUCGUACCAGCCAUGAAGAAGAAGUCGCUGGGAGAGGUGCUGCUGCCUGUGUUUGAGAGGAAGGGCAUCGCAUUGGGCAAAGUGGACAUCUACCUGGACCAGUCCAAUACACCCCUGUCCCUCACCUUUGAGGCCUACAGGUUUGGAGGACACUACCUGCGGGUCAAAGCCAAGCCUGGGGAUGAAGGCAAGGUGGAGCAGGGAGUGAAGGACUCGAAGUCACUGAGCCUACCAAUACUGCGGCCAGCUGGGGCCAGGGCCCCCAGUCUGGAACGUGGGGACCCUCAGAGCCGCCGGGAAAGCCUCGACAUCUUGGCCCCUGGCCGCCGCCGCAAGAACAUGUCUGAGUUCCUGGGGGAGGUAAGCAUCCCUGGGCAGGAGCCCCCCACUCCCUCCAGCUGCUCUCUGCCCAGCGGCAGCAGUGGUGGUCCCAGCAGCACGGGUGGUGAUAGCUGGAAGAAUCGGGCGGCCAGUCGCUUCAGUGGCUUCUUCAGCUCAGGCCCCAGCACCAGCGCCUUCGGCCGGGAGGCAGACAAGAUGGAGCAGCUGGAGGGCAAGCUGCAUGCCUAUAGCCUCUUUGGGCUGCCCCGGCUACCCCGGAGACUGCGCUUCGACCACGACUCCUGGGAGGAGGAGGAGGAGGAUGAGGACGAGGAUGAGGACGGUGCCUGCGUGCAGCUGGAGGACAGCUGGCGGGAGCUCAUUGAUGGGCAUGAGAAGCUGACGCGCCGGCAGUGCCACCAGCAGGAGGCAGUGUGGGAGCUCCUGCACACCGAAGCCUCCUACAUCAAGAAGCUGCGGGUGAUCACCAACCUCUUCCUGUGCUGCCUCCUGAACCUGCAAGAGUCAGGGCUCCUGUGUGAGGUGGAGGCGGAGCGCCUGUUCAGCAACAUCACAGAGAUCGCGCGGCUGCACCGCGGGCUGUGGAGGAGCGUGAUGGCGCCGGUGCUGGAGAAGGCGCGGCGCACGCGGGCGUUGCUGCAGCCCGGGGACUUCUUUAAGGGAUUCAAGAUGUUCGGCUCACUCUUCAAGCCCUACAUCCGAUACUGCAUGGAGGAGGAGGGCUGCAUGGAGUACAUGCGCGGCCUGCUGCGCGACAACGACCUCUUCCGAGCCUAUGUUACGUGGGCGGAGAAGCACCAGCAGUGCCAGCGGUUGAAGCUGAGUGACAUGCUGGCCAAGCCCCACCAGCGGCUCACCAAGUACCCGCUGCUCCUCAAGUCGGUGCUGAGGAAGACUGAUGAGCCGCGAGCCAAAGAGGCCGUCGUCACCAUGAUCGGCUCCAUGGAGCGCUUCAUUCACCAUGUGAAUGCGUGCAUGAGGCAGCGACAAGAGCGGCAGCGGCUGGCAGCGGUGGUGAGCCGCGUUGACGCCUACGAGGUGGUGGAGGGCAGCAACGAUGAGGUGGACAAGCUCUUGAAGGAAUUUCUGCAGCUGGACUUAACAGCACCCAUCCCUGGUGCCUCCCCAGAAGAGACACGACAGCUGCUGUUGGAGGGGAGCCUGAGAAUGAAGGAGGGGAAGGACAGCAAGAUGGACGUGUACUGCUUCCUCUUCACGGACCUGCUCUUGGUGACCAAAGCAGUGAAGAAGGCCGAGAGGACCAAGGUCAUCAGGCCACCGUUGCUAGUGGACAAGAUCGUGUGUCGGGAGCUGCGAGACCCUGGGUCCUUCCUCCUCAUCUACCUGAAUGAGUUCCAUAGCGCCGUGGGGGCCUACACGUUCCAGGCCAGCGGCCAGGCCUUAUGCCGCGGCUGGGUGGAUGCCAUUUACAAUGCCCAGAACCAGCUGCAGCAGCUGCGUGCACAGGAGCACCCAGGCAGCCAGCAGCCCCUGCAGAGCCUGGAGGAAGAGGAGGAUGAGCAGGAGGAGGAGGAGGAAGAAGAGGAGGAGGAGGAAGAUGGAGAGAGCAGCACUUCGGCUGCAAGCUCCCCCACCAUCUUGCGCAAAAGCAGCAAUAGCAUCAACUCUCAGCACUGUGCCUCGGAUGGCUCCACAGAGACCCUGGCCAUGGUAGUGGUAGAGCCUGGGGAGACAUUGUCCUCACCUGAGUUUGAGGGCGGCCCCUUCAGCUCCCAGUCGGACGAGACCUCUCUCAGCACCACGGCCUCCUCCAUCACUCCCAUCAGCGAGCUGCUGCCCCUGGGCCCGGUGGAUGGCCGCUCCUGCUCCAUGGACUCUGCCUACGGCACCCUCUCACCCACCUCCUUGCAAGACUUUGUGGCCCCAGCUCCUGUGGUGGAGCCAGUGCCCCAGCUCCCAGAGUUGCCUCAAGCCCCCUCACCCCCACCCUCACCCCGUCUCCGCCGCCGCACCCCUGUCCAGCUGUUGCCCCGUCUGCCCCACUUGCUCAAGUCCAAAUCGGAGGCCAGCCUCCUCCAGCUGCUGUCAGGGACUGCCACCCGUGGAGUGCCCCUAGCACCCAGCCGCAGUCUGUCGGAGCUCUGCCUGGCCACUGAAGCCCCCAGAUCUAGGACUCAGGGUUCCCCUCAGGAAGCUGGACCCCGCUGGGAUUGCCAGGGGGCACCCAGCCCUGGCAGUGGCCCUGAGCUGUCGGAACCGGAGGAUGGAACCAGUGGCCUGGCUGGGGAGCCCACAGGCCCCACCGGGAGGAGGCACAGGGAGCUGCCCUCAGGGGUCUCGCCCAGGGUGCAGCCUGAACCCCCUCCAGGCAUCUCUGCCCAGCACAGGAAGCUGACCCUGGCCCAGCUCUACCGAAUCAGGACCACCCUGCUGCUCAACUCCACACUCACUGCCUCGUGAGUGACCUGGCCAGGGGUAGAGGGGAGAUGGGCCAGUGUCAGUCAGCAUUUCUGGGGACAGCAAGCCCAGGGAGUGGGUAGGGACACAGUCAUGGCUGGAAGCAGACAGAAGUUGGGGAUGGUGAUGGGAGAGGGAGCUGGAGACCUGCCCCAGGGCCUGGCUGGGGGGGUGGCUGUGGGAGACAGUGGGGCAGGGGGCCUGAGGAUUCUGGUGGGGACGAAAGGGGGGUCAGGACCCCUCUGUGAAUGGCAUAGGCCAAGGAAGGACUGUCUUUCCCCGUCCCCUGCAGGGAAGUGUGAACAGAGGGAGGCCCCCAAGGGUGCCACUGAUCAAGGGACAGCAGACAGCAUGCCUCGAGGGGUGCCGGCGACUGCUCCAGUCACUGCCUCAUGUUGUGCAUGGGGCCAGAAUGCAGGCAGGGUCCCUGCCAGCCACUGGGGCCUAUUUGCACUUAGACUGUCUGGAUGGAAGUGGGGAAGGCCCUGGCAGAGCCCCAGACAUAGGCUACAGUACCCCAUCCACCCACCCCCACUGCUGCCACCCUCACUAACCUGGAAUGGGUCUGCCCAGGCAGGGUCCCUUGUCUCCUUCUCCUUGAAAUUUCCAGCUGAACACCCUAGGCUGGGCUCUAGGGCUGGGGAUCCAAGCUGCCUUCCCACCUCCAUCAUCUGCCCCAAACUGGACUAGACUGUCCCCUGCCCCUGUUCCCUCCCAGCCCCACUGGCCCCCACAGGCCUUGGGUUGGGCUCCAUGUAAAGUUGCAUAUUUAUUGAGGUUUUGGUUCUUUUAUAAAGACUUGUAUAUACUCCACUGGAAAGAGUGCUUUGGUUCUGGAACCCAUUCCCUUCCUGCUGCAGGUGGACUUAAGCUCAAGGUUCGCUCCUUUUCUGUCCUCCUGUGCCCUCCUCUAUCUGCAGUAGGACAGGACUAGCAGAGGCAGCGGGAAACAGGGGCCCUGGACCAACACCCCAAGGCCAAGCCUCUUCCCCUGCCACAGCCACAAGGUCACCCUCAGAGCCCUCCCGGAGGUACCUUCCUGGGGCUCCGCCUUGGCUGGCUCUUGAGCUGAUGUCCUGUGGGGUCAGGAGGCUCCAACUCUGCUGAGGGUGCUCCUAGGACUCAGGAGGUACUCCAGGGGAGGAGAGCCCCUGCACUCACACCCCCACAAGUACUCCUAGGAAGGUGGGUUUUCCACUCGAGGCUCCUCAGGUACUUCUGGCCCAACCCUCUCCAUGUUGGGGGUGCCGAGGCGCAGAAAGGGGCAGUCACUUGUCCGGGGCUGGAGCUAGAACCCCUGCCUGGGGAUUGGGAUCAGCCCGCUCCGACGUGUGCUUUGCCGCCCCAGGUGAGCUCUGAAGAGGGAUCUGCCGCGGGGGCGCCAGGUGGUGGGGGCGCAGGUCGGGGAGCUCCAGGGAAUGGCCGCGCCCCGCCCUGGCCCCCA
This is a messenger RNA of Loxodonta africana (African savanna elephant), 4558 nucleotides long. RefSeq names its product pleckstrin homology and RhoGEF domain containing G5 (gene PLEKHG5). Gene Ontology annotation, cellular component: endocytic vesicle; axon; plasma membrane. Gene Ontology annotation, molecular function: guanyl-nucleotide exchange factor activity. Lineage: Eukaryota; Metazoa; Chordata; Mammalia; Proboscidea; Elephantidae. The transcript is spliced from 19 exons. Gene Ontology annotation, biological process: endothelial cell migration; Rho protein signal transduction. Bases 88 to 3117 code for a protein of 1009 amino acids. The record is from RefSeq and is a predicted model, not a curated record.